Carassius carassius (crucian carp) is the source of this 2778-nucleotide messenger RNA. It is a transcript of the gene slc39a14, whose product is annotated as solute carrier family 39 member 14. The transcript has 9 exons. Bases 207 to 1679 code for a protein of 490 amino acids. Gene Ontology annotation, cellular component: membrane. Gene Ontology annotation, biological process: intracellular zinc ion homeostasis; zinc ion import across plasma membrane. Lineage: Eukaryota; Metazoa; Chordata; Actinopteri; Cypriniformes; Cyprinidae. The record is from RefSeq and is a predicted model, not a curated record. Gene Ontology annotation, molecular function: zinc ion transmembrane transporter activity.
CUCCCCCCGCCCUGUGUGUUAGUUCCACGCUGCUAUCUUGUGAAUGGGUCAAGACUGAAAAAACAGAAAGCUAUCCGGUCUUUCGGUUUUAAACGGUUUACCCCUAUGUUCCUCCGUUCAUUCUGGACCUGUCAGAUAACGAACCUGUCACGCGACGAUAGAUCAAGAGCUCUCAAAUUUGUGCUCGACGUGUUGCUGGUAGAGUCAUGACCCUGAGACAAUCCAAUGGCUGCAAACAGCUGACCUUGACCAUUGGCCUGACCCUGACUCUAGGCCUGCUGCAAUGGCCAGUAGCAGAUGUUGGUGGUCAGGAUGGACCGUCUCCUACGCAAGUCCUUCAGGAGCUACUGACACGCUAUGGCGACAACACCAGCAUCUCUAUCCCACAGCUGCGAGCACUCCUCGUGCGCUUAAAUGGAGACCAUGUUGCGCAGACACAACCCACCAAACCCAACGCAUCUAAGUGCUUGCCUGCAGACACUUUGGCAGUGUAUGGGAUGAGCGAACAGUCUCGUAUAGAUGAACGUGGCCUGCAUGAAAUCUGCCCUUCCAUUAUACAGCAGCUGGACUCUCAAGCGUGCAAGACCCAACAGGACCAAGAGUCUGAGAGCAGCCCCAGACCCACUUAUGCUGAGGUGUGGGGGUAUGGUUUCCUGUGUGUGACACUGAUAUCUCUGUGUUCACUGUUCGGGGCGAGUGUGGUUCCCUUCAUGAGGAAAACCUUUUACAAGCGGUUGCUGCUGUACUUCAUAGCCCUGGCCAUUGGUACUCUGUACUCCAACGCCCUCUUUCAACUAAUCCCAGAGGCCUUUGGAUUUGACCCCAUGGAAGAUUAUUAUGUGUCCAAGUCUGCUGUCGUGUUUGGAGGAUUCUACCUGUUCUUCUUUACAGAGAAAGUCCUCAAGAUGAUCUUGAAGCCAAAGGACAAGGGGGGGCAUGGCCACGGCCACAGUCACUUUCCUGCAGAGCACUAUGCCAACUCUAAUGGAGACUUGGAGGAUGGCGUGAUGGAGAAACUGCAGAAUGGAGAGGCUGGAGAAGCAUCUUUACCCAGAGUGGAAGGUGAUGUCAGAAGGCUUGGAGAAGAUGACAAAAUGAUCAGCACUGGGCAGACAGUACAGGACUCUCAGAGUUCAGGUGGUGCUGGAACGGGUGGAUGUUAUUGGCUUAAGGGCAGGGCAUACUCUGACAUCGGUACUCUGGCAUGGAUGAUCACUUUGAGUGACGGUCUGCACAAUUUCAUUGAUGGUUUGGCUAUCGGAGCCUCCUUCACUGCUUCUGUGUUUCAGGGCAUCAGUACAUCAGUGGCAAUUCUUUGUGAAGAGUUUCCACAUGAGUUGGGUGAUUUUGUAAUCCUGCUAAACGCUGGAAUGAGCAUCCAGCAGGCACUCUUCUUUAACUUCCUGUCAGCGUGCUGCUGUUAUCUGGGCAUGGGCUUCGGAAUCCUGGCUGGGAACAAUUUCUCUCCUAACUGGAUCUUUGCUCUAGCCGGAGGCAUGUUCCUCUACAUUGCACUGGCUGAUAUGUUUCCGGAGAUGAAUGAGGUGAGUCGUGAAGAAGAGGAGGCCGGAGGAAGUGGAUCUCUGCUAACUUUCGCCAUCCAGAACGCAGGGCUUCUCACAGGGUUUGGCAUCAUGCUUGUACUCACCAUCUACUCUGGACAGAUACAGCUUGGAUAACAGAGGACCUAAAUACAAACUCAGACACUGAAGGACUUUCUCAGCACCUGGACUAAAACCUGAGACCUACUGGGACCUCCAGACUUUAAUAUGAGCUAGCAGUGCUGGCUUGUUUUAAAACGUUUGCCCAGCUGGACUAGGUAAUGACAUAAAUUGAAGUAUUUUGGGCAUAGUUUUGGCUCAGAGUAAACCCUGGACUGUUUAAAUGAGGCUAGAAAUGACUGACCCGCGAACUUUGCUUUAGAUUCAUCCAAAACCUGGGACCUGUUGAUGCAUGUGGUACCAUUCAUCUAGUUUAGGACUUCUCUUGGUCCUUAGCCUUAAAGUUUUAGGACAGUGAUGUCCCUGUAUCAUGUGGAUUCUCAUUCCCCAACAUCUGGGCAUUUUUGUAUUGAUUUCUAAGGUUCUCACUGUUUAAUUGUUAUUGUGUUUUUUAACCAAAUGUCUCUUUCCCUCAGAGAAAGGCCUUUCUCCUAAUCCUGACCACGAGAUUUAGAGUAUUGUCCUGUAACUGAUGUGUAAUGGGAGAAAACUUUCGUUAUUUAAUUUUUCCCCUUAAUGUCAUUCCGUUAUGCCAAGCCAAAACUGUAGAUGCUUGAAACACAAAGGCACUAACUCUUGUUUUGGAAGGUUUUUAUUUGACCUCUUUAACAAAAAAGCAGAGACCAAGGUUCUUCUAGAAAAAUUUCCUCUAACUUUUAUCUUUUCAUUUACAUGACCAGAAUAAGUGAUGCAUAGUCUCACAAACACCCUCCUAUUAUUUGUACUAUCUAUAACUUUGCGUAUUAAUUGACAGAGAAAAAUGAACACAUCAACCUCAAUUAAUUUAACUAUUAUGAUAAUUACUCUUACAAAACUCUAUAAAACACCUAUUUUCUACAUGCUUUUGUUUGAUCUGAAUGCAGUACUCUUCAUAAUUUAAGAAAUAAUUAGGAAAUGCAGGCAAAAUGUGUGCAUAAAGGUGGUGUUGUAGUGUUUCUAUAAUAAUGAUCAUUCCUCUACAUUCAGCACUGCAGGGCAAUACUUCGAGCUCUUUGCUAAUUUAGCAUCUACUGACAGAAAUCAUUUUGAUUAUCGCUGGAUUUAAAGCUGAUGUGUG